ACUUUAUGUUGUAGCCACUGAGACAAAUGUCAGGAGCGUGGAAGGACAUUACAAGAAGUAAUCAUGUAUAGAGUUUUAUUCCGGACAGCGUGCACAGCUCGAAACGCUUCAGUGAGUGUGUAUGAGUCGUGUUUGUCGCCGGCUAAAUGUGACAGAGCUGCAGCUCCAGUGUUCUGGGUUGCAAAUGGAGCCAAAGCCCUCAGCACAAGUUCAAUCCGGCUCUGUGAAAAGAAAAAUGAUGUUGCCCCUUCUAAUCAAGACGAGAUAACAAUUGCAGAUAAAGAGGCUGAGCCAACAGAAACUCCAACGUUGGUUUCACAGAAAGCUGAAGAUGAUGGCAAAGUCAUCGCGAUGGCCGAACAAAAAAAGGAGGAGCCAGUGGCGUUACAGACAGAUGAUGGAAGCACCACGCAGCAGCAGGCGGAUGUCAAAAUUGAGCAGGUCGUGGAAACACCACUAGAAGUGAAGACUGAUGCAGCUAAGGUUGGGAAAAAGGGUCUCCUUGAGCUUCUUGGAGCCAUGAAGGUGGAGGUAACUAAUAAGAGGAGGCUCAAGAACUUAAAAGCAAAGCCAAGUUUUGAAACUACACUGGUAUCAAAGCCAGCACCCAUGGAGAGCACCAUCAGUAUGUUUCAGAAGGCCACAGAGGAAGCUUUGUCACAGUGUGAAACACUGGAUCCUAAACUGGUUGCAGCAGCGUCUGCGGCUGCCUCCACUCUGCCUGACCCCAGCCAGGCCGAGUCCGAGCUGCUCAGACAGCUGAGGCAGCACGAGUCCAUCAGCGAGGCUCAGAAGAAAGGGGACAUGAGCAACCUCGGACUAAUCAUCGCUGACAUGAAAGUGAAAAAGAAGCCUACCAGACAGAACGCCGAGGCGGUUAAUCAGAUCCAGUUUGAUGACGACGGGCGAGGAUACACAAGAGACAUAGGAGUCACUGCUGAGCUGAACAAUGUUCGGAGAAAGAGGAGCUUGUUCACAGGGAAGAGGCUGAACAUCUUCUCCCCCUCUACUGAUAAAGACAAAGUUGAAGCAACAGUUGCACGACCAACUCUGUGGAACGUGGAAUUUGCUAAUAAGUUAGUUCACUGGACUGACCAAACGCCUCGCAACGGGUUUGAGGAAAUGAUCCAGUGGACCAAAGAGGGGAAAUUGUGGCAAUAUCCAAUCAACAAUGAAGCUGGCCUCGAGGAGGAAGCCAGUGUCCCGUUCCAUGAGCAUAUUUUCUUGGAGAAAUACUUGGAGGAGGGUUUCCCCCAUCGGGGACCAGUGCGUCACUUCAUGGAGCUCGUGGUGGCCGGUCUGUCCAAAAACCCUUACCUCACAGUUCAGCAGAAAAAGGAACACAUUUCCUGGUUCAGAGACUACUUCCACCAAAAAGAGGAAGUCCUCAAAGAGGCUGAUGUUUACCUCAAAUGAGCUUAAGACAAGUGCAUACAUUUUCAACAUUUAAAGUAAGACCCAUUUAUGCAGCAGGGCUUUGCAAUCAUGAUCACCUUUACUGAUGCAGGUUGGAUUUCUUCCAGGAGGCGUGUUGGAGUGGACUGCCAUCAGGUCUGUGUCAUGGUGUCAAACAUUGAACAGUAUCUAGUGUUUCUGAAAUCAGACUGUAGAACCACUGUGGAAAUGUUAUAAAAUGGCAAAAGUCCAGUCAUGGCUUUUUGUUUAUUUGAUUUUCUAUCAGAUAUCCAGAUCCACUGUACCACUGAUCAUUAUGUUCGCAUUUUAUUCGCAUAAUUCAGUUUUAAUGCCAGUAAUGUGUCAGUAGUGAGGUGAUUACAUCAAUUCAGGUGAUCAAAUGAAAUAGCAUCAAAUAGCAUCAACUACAUCAAAAUACAUUUGGAUUUUCAGUGUCUUCACUAAAUUAUAACCCAAAUUCCAAAAAAUUGUGACGCUAUGUAUAACAUAAAUAAAAACUGAAUUCAGCGCUUUCCAAAUAUUUUUUGACCUGUAUUCAAUGAAUACACUACAAAGACAAGAUAUUUGACUGAUAAACUAAGUUGUUUUUGUUUUUUUAAAAAAAUACAUCUAUUGUGAAUUUAAUGCCUGCAACACAUCCAAAAAACAGUUGGGACAGGGGCAUGUUUAUGACCCUGUGACAUCAGCCUUUAUUUCACCAACACCCGGUAAAUGUUUAGGCUCUGAGGACACAGAUUGUUUAACUUCUUAAGUGAAAUUCUUUCACACUCUUCCUUGAUAUUUGACUUCAGUUGCUCAACAGUUUAGUUUAGUAGUUCCUUUCCUGCAGAGUCACUCAGUUGUAACACAUGCACCAUGUGGCUUGGCAUUGCUUUGCUGGAAUAAGCAGGGGCGUCUGUUAAAAAGAUGCCAUCUGAGUGGCAGCAUAUGUUGCUCCAAACCCUGUAUGUUAAAGCAUUCAUGGUGCCUUCAAAGAUGUAUAAGUUACCCAUGAUGCUAUGUGUACUAUCGCACCUCUAAAUCGUCACAGAUGCUGGCUUUUGAACUUUGAGCUGGCAGCAGUCUUGGAUGGUUCUUUUCCUCUGUAGCCUUGAGGACACAACAUCCAUGUUUUCCAGCAACAGUCUGAAAUGUGCAUUUGUCAGGCCGCAGCACAUUUUUCUACUUAUUGUCAGUCCAUAUCAGAUGAGCUCAGGCCCGGAGAAGCUGGUGGUGUUUCUGGAUGUUGUUGAUAUAUGGCUUUCACUUUGCAUGGUAGAGUCUGAGCCUGCAAUUGUAGAUGCAGUGAAGAACUGUGAUAGUUUUCCAAAGUGUUCCUGAUCCCUUGUAGUGGUAUACAUUAUGUCAUCAUGUUGGUUUUUAAUACAGUGCCACCUGAGGGGUUAAAGGUCAUCUGCAUUCAAUAUUGUUUUUUUGAUUAUGUCAUGGGUAGAGGUGGUGAAAUCCCUAAAUUCUUUGGAAAUGUUUUUACACUGCUGGACUAUUUGCCCAAACAAUGUUUCACAAAGUAGUAAGCCUUGAAUUGCUUGUGAACAACUGUGACUUUUAACGCUGCCCCGUUUAUACCCAGACAUGAUCCUUUAAUCGACUUACUUGCCUUUUUACCUGUGCAGUGUUUCAAACUGGUGUUUUUUGAGCAUUCCACAGCUCUCCCAGUCUUUUGUUCCUUCCAUCCCAACUUUUUUGAAAUGUGUUGCAGGUAUCAAAUUCAGAGUAAGUAUAUAUUUUCAGCAAACAAUAUUUUUUAGCAGUUUGAAGAUUAAAUAUACUGUCUUUGUACUGUAUUCAGAUGAAUUUGGGUCAAAAUGGAUUUGCAAAUGAUUGCAUUCUGUUCUUAUUUACAUUUUACACCGCAUCCAAAAUUUUUGGAAUUGGGGUUGGAAUUGUCCUCAAAGACCUAAAAAAAAAACAGGUUGAUGAAAAUAUUUUUGUAUAUCUUUGUGUCGGGGGUCGUACAAACACCUGUGAUCGUGAUUAAUGGUGUUUUCACAGGCUGGUUGUAAAACAAGUGUGAGCUGUGUGCAGCAUCGAGGACCUUAGAUCAAGUUUACAGUAUGAGCGUAAUAAGACCUUGAACCUUGUGCCCUUUGCAAGGGAAGUGCUUUUAAAGUCAAAAAACAUGUUAACAAUGUGCCACACAAAUUCCAUCUGGUCUAAAAACACACUCUGCAAUCUAUUGUCCGAGAGAGUAUGGAAAAUAAGAGCUUGACAGUUGA
Molecule: messenger RNA, 3632 nt
Organism: Plectropomus leopardus (leopard coralgrouper)
Lineage: Eukaryota; Metazoa; Chordata; Actinopteri; Perciformes; Serranidae
Gene: mrps31
Product: mitochondrial ribosomal protein S31
Cellular component (GO): mitochondrial small ribosomal subunit
Molecular function (GO): structural constituent of ribosome
Source: RefSeq, a predicted model, not a curated record